GAGAGCGUCACGCCGUCAUGCAGACGUAAUGUGACGUUCUACACAUCAGACUCUCAGUGGAUGUUUCUUGUUUGAGGCAGGGCUGCAGUAAAUAGUAGGCAGGAUGUUACGGCUUCGUUGUAAAACCAAAAAUGGUAGCCACAUAAUGCAGGGCUUGACUCAUCAGUCCUGUGUUCAAGAGCUGAAGAGGAAGGUGGAGGAGCUGACUGGUAUCCCCUGCGAUGUGCAGAAAAUUAUGGUUGGUUAUCCACCCUCCAGCCUUGAUCUUCGAAAUGGAGAUGCUCACCUCAAGGACUACCCCAUCAAAUCAGGAGACACGCUUAUUGUUGAGGAAGAAAAAAACAAGCCAAAGCCUCAGGAUCAUCCCACUGUGACUAAAACACCACGUCUGGAAGCCUCACCUGUGGUGGCGCGCCGAGUAGUCCCAGCUGACAACUCCUGCCUCUUCACCAGUGUGUACUAUGUGGUUGAAGGUGGUGUAUAUGACCCUGCUUGCGCCCCUGAGAUGCGAGGCCUCAUUGCCCAGAUUGUGUCAAGUGACCCCGCAGCUUACUCUGAAGCAGUGCUGGGAAAGACCAAUGAGGAGUACUGCGCUUGGAUAAGACGUGACGACACCUGGGGAGGAGCCAUCGAGGUGUCUAUCCUGUCCAAGUUUUACCAGUGUGAGAUCUGUGUGGUGGAUACUCAGACAGUCCGAGUGGAUCGAUUUGGGGAGGAUGCUGGCUACCACAAACGCGUGCUGCUCAUCUAUGACGGCAUCCACUAUGACCCUCUGCAGAAAGAAACGCCCGGUUCAGACGCCCCGCCCCAGACUAUCUUCGCCACCACAGACGACGUAAUCCUGGCCCUGGCCCUCGAGCUGGCAGAUGAGGCUCGCCGCAAGCGGCAAUUCACAGACGUUAACCGUUUUGCAUUGCGCUGCAUGGUAUGCCAGACAGGCCUGGUCGGACAAAAGGAAGCUCGUGAGCAUGCCAAGGAGACAGGCCACACCAAUUUUGGCGAAGUGUGAACAUCGUUUUGUCUUUUCUCCCUCUCACAAAUACUACCACCACCAACCCCGUGCCCCACGUCUGGCAACUGUUGGUCAAUCUGCUUGUGCGAUCCUCUACCUCACAUUGUCCAGCGACAUCGAUGGAGAAUCUGCAGACACUGUAUUCAGCCUCUAACCAGUUCAGUAUUUGGUCUUUAACUGCUGUCAGUUCUCAAAGUCAGAAACGCUACUGCAGUGCUCUGAUGUCAGACCAUCAUUUUAGUCUGUUAAGGAUGGUUUAAAAUCUGUAUAACUAGGUCAAGUAAAAUAGGCAAACAAUUCUUAGGAUAUGUUUUAAAUCUGUUUAGAUUACUCGAUGGGUGGGUUGUAUUGAUAACACACCAAAUAGUGGCUGAUGUGUUGUCAAUUAGAAAAUGCUCCAGAUUGGCAAUUGGCUGAGUUACUAAACUUGUCUGUGAUAAAACCCCACUAUCUGGCUCUAGAAAGAAUUUAAAACGACCACUAAGAAUUAUUUGCACCAGGAUCCGAUCACUUUUGUCUUAAGCGCAGCACACAAAGUUUGACUGUUAUUCAUCAUGUUGGUUAUGUAGCAUGUUUUUAUUUCCAUUGUUGAUAGAUGUAUGUCAGGGAAACUUUUCCUAUAUGAAAAACUGAUAAUUUUGAUGAACGCUAGAUGUCUGAAUUUUUCACAGUGGAGCUGUGUUCAUGCUAAACUGGAUUCGUCAUUAUCCAAAUGUGUCAUUUGUGACAUUGCUUUCAAUUUACUGAGCAUUGGCCAUUGAGUAUAGAUUUAGGAUUGAGAUUGAGGAUUUGCAAUUUGAAAUGAAGUUUGUGAUGCAAACUUUUUGCCCCCACCCCCCUUUUUUGAUGUUGCAAUAUGGUUUAUCGGUGAGCUUAUUUUAAAGACAUAAUGGUGCUGAAAACAACACAUCUUACAAAAUCUGUAGCUUUUCUUUCUUCAUGGGUACAACAGUUUAGGAGUGUAAUUUUUAAUUCUAGUGUGUAAUUUUCAGUUGCCAUCAUGCUGCAAAACCUAAUCCUUAAAGAAAUACAAAUAAAACAUUUUUUUAUGGUGAGAAGGUGUUGUAUUGACUAGGAAUCUGAAACGAGUGGCAUGAUGACAUGCAGUAUGUUAUAAAGCGUGCUCAUUAUGAAUUUACUGAUCAGGUACAGUCCAUACAUGAUGUGUUAACCAUUUACCUUUGCAGUUUUAAUGUUUCAGCCCAAAAGUAACACUAGUCAGGGUGUUUGAAAACUAAGCGUAAAGGUCCAUUUUUGUUUAAUAUGUAGUGCAUGUUGCCCAAGAAACACUAUUCUGUUCCACUCUUUUUCGCACAGUUGGAGUAUGUUCUCACGUUUUCAACUAGAGUCGGGCAUUAUCUCUUUGCUUAUUCCUUUUGAUUCUCACCGCCUACAAGGACAAAGCAUGCACUUGUGUUAAACCGCAGCUCAAUUUGGAGGAGGCCAUGAAGAUAUUUGUGGGAUUAGUAGUUUUUUUUCCUUGAAGCCCAGUUUGUGGCCUCAUGUUGUACAGAACCAGUAUUUUUACUUCACAUACCUGUGACGGUAAUAUUGGUACGAGUUGUUGCCAAAAAAUUACGUUUCACAGUGGAGGACUUGAUUGGGGCUUUCUUUCAGAAUCUUUUUUGGUGCAGAAUUAGAUGGUGUGAGAAGAUCUAAAAGGCAAAGCAGAAAUGUCAGAUAAUUUUUUUGUUUGAAUGUGAAUUACUAUAUUUUUCCUCAUCUGUUAUCUUAGGUAGUUUAUUUAGUUUUAGCAGUGUAUGAAUUAAUCUGCUUGCAUACAAGUGAAACUAUGAAAUGGCUUUGUUGUAUUUUGUAUUUACCAAGUUCUCAUGACUCUUCAAGGACAAUAACAAUGAAUGUUGCACACAAAGCACUACAGAAUAACUGGAUUUACUUGAUUUUUUUCAGUGUUGUGUCACAAUUAAAGGUUAAAGCCGA
Molecule: messenger RNA, 2953 nt
Organism: Micropterus salmoides (largemouth bass)
Lineage: Eukaryota; Metazoa; Chordata; Actinopteri; Centrarchiformes; Centrarchidae
Gene: yod1
Product: YOD1 deubiquitinase
Exons: 3
Coding region: 104-1009 (301 amino acids)
Biological process (GO): endoplasmic reticulum unfolded protein response; protein deubiquitination
Cellular component (GO): nucleus; cytosol
Molecular function (GO): protein binding; cysteine-type deubiquitinase activity
Source: RefSeq, a predicted model, not a curated record